Molecule: messenger RNA, 2183 nt
Organism: Vigna radiata var. radiata (mung bean)
Lineage: Eukaryota; Viridiplantae; Streptophyta; Magnoliopsida; Fabales; Fabaceae
Exons: 3
Coding region: 792-1142 (116 amino acids)
Molecular function (GO): metal ion binding
Source: RefSeq, a predicted model, not a curated record
UCAUUGUUGUCGGUACAAUCUUAUUUAACGCAAAUUACCAAAUAAAAGACACUCAUUUUCAUGUUCCUAAUACAUGUAGGAUAAUUGUAGAAGCAUAAACAAUUGUUUGAAAUACUGAAACAAGAUGAAAAUUGGUGUUUCCAUACGUAGAUCUGUCACAUUUGGCCUUUUCUUUGCCGUGUUUAGCUUCAUGACAGAGACUUUUUUCAAUCUGUAUGAAAGGACCCUGCUGGAACCAACUAUUUGACUUUAGUUACACAAAGAGGACCUACGAUAAUGAAUCCAAUGUUUCUAAUCUACUCCAUAGUCAUAGCUAUCUACCAUCAUUACUUAAAACAAUAAAUACUCAAACUUCUACCUUCCUUUACUCUCUAACCAGAGAAAAAUUUAGAGUAAAGUGUAUUCAUACAAGGGUUGUAUAAUUGCACUGGCUUAAGCCUAGCAGAGUCAACUAAGUGCAUCAUUAGUGUAGCUGAAUAGUUCAGUUACUUUAUUGGUAAGUAGAAAAAAACAACCAAGCACUAUGUGGGACAUGCUCCAGGACUACAUAAGUGAAACAAUAAUCAAUUAUCUCCGUUAAAACCUAACCUUUUUCACUUUCUUUGCCAUUCAUUUCUAUCAUGCUUUCUCCAUUUUCUGCCCACCAUAAACAAGCAUCCCAGGUGGUGAAGUUGUUCUAUCACCGUAGAAAGUGAUUUUCAAAGUCAUACAUCAUUUUCUGCAUAUGUCUUUUUUUUAUGUAGGAUGGUAUUGAGUCUGCAAUACAUAGGUUGUGCUAGAUUAAGGCUGUUAUGGCUUUUGAAGAUGGUUCCAAAAAGGAGCUACAGAAAGUUGGUCUAGAAAUCUCCAACCGUUUUCCUCUUACAAGGACUACUCUGGCAUCUAUGGAGUCUUUGUCUUUGCCAGUGGUUCAGGAAGUUGUUCUUUCUGCUGAUAUGCAAUGUGAGAAGUGCCAGAAGAGGGUAGCUGAUUUUAUUGCUAAAAUGAAUGCAGAAACGGAGUCAGUGGUGGUGAAUGUGUUGGAAAAAAAGGUGGUACUUACUUUUAGAUUGACAACUAUUGGUAAAGUAAUCUCUCAACAAAUUAUUCCCUUCCCUAAAGUUGCAAUUAUUAAAAGGAUAUUUCGUUUUUCACGGAGCUAAGUUUCGCUUACAAGAGAUCCACAUGAGCAUAAAUUUUUGUAAUUUGAUUUCCACAUGUACAGCACAAACUUUAUUGCAUUUGUGAUUGAAUUUCUUUUGUAAUUGCCUUCUCACUGAAUUAGCCUUGUUGAGAUAUGGAUAUUCCGAAGUGAUUUAGCUCUGUUUAUUUUAGAGGAAAACAUAAUUAAUUUGAUUAAAACAAUUUUGAGGAAUAUGUAACUAGGUUUGAUGCCCUCUGUAAAUAAUGUUUGUUGUCACCUCAUGACUAGGGUCACUCAGUGUUACACAAAAUCCUGGCCGGCAUCUUUAAUUAGCUGAAAUAACAUUCCACUGUAUGUAGUUUUUAUAAUUCCAUCAAGUAUUAAGUAUAAAUACACAAACAUGACUGUUUUUCCUCUGAAGUUAUCUUAUACAUCUAUUUCAGAAUUGCAUCAUUCACAACCUCCAUUUCAUUUCGCUUAAUUUUUACUCAAACACCAAAUUAUUUCCUCAAGUUUACAAAUUAAAAAAGCCUAAUCCCCAAAUAUUUAAGUUAAUCAAGGUAAACUUUAAUCACUUCCAUUUGAUUUCAUCGAGCAUGUAUCAAGCUAGUUGUGUUUACAUGUACUUCAUAAAAAUAAGAAUAGCCUGUGACGAAUAAGUAACUUUUGUUUUAAUAGAUCAAAAGAAAUAACAUCGGCACUCCUGCAAAUCUUAUUUUAUAGUUAAAAGUAGUGUAUUACAGAACCUGUGUGUAAAUUUAUCUUAUUUUGAAACCUUUUAUUACAUAAAUUUUAGAACAAAACAAAUCUCAAAUUUGUUAUCUUUUGGUAAUUAAAUUUUAUUACAUUAAUUUUAAUAUCUAACGUUAAAAUUAAAAUAAUAGUACUGAAUUAUUCAAAAUAUUAACAUUAAUUUAUUCAGAUAUGGGUAAUGAAAGACUACCACAACUCCAAAUAUCGUAUUAAAAAUUAUUAAACAUAUUGUUUUAGAACUAGUAGAGACUACUUGGAAGUUGAGUAAAAAGAAAAAUCACCGCUCCACUGCCGAUCAAACCAUUCG